GUGAUUAUACGAUGUUGUUGUAGUGAAAGUGUUGUGACGUAAACAUUAGAUCAGACGUUAUGGCGGACUUUAUGCGCAUAGGGAAGUGCCGUACCGUAGAUAUAGUUUUUCUAGUUGUAUUUGUUGUAUCCUUCCUGGCGCUGAGAACAAAAUGCCAACAAACUGUUCUCCACCCGGUCUCCUUCAGACGGACUAUGGAUGAAACGAGUCUUCAGAACCGAUAUCCGCAUUGGAACCAAUAUUCCAUGUCUCGCAUGAGAUCACCAGAAGGCAGUAAUUUCUUCCAAAACAAUCCAUAUAGUCAAGCAUUUUACAAUAGACAAUUUAUAUCCCCACAACAACCACAAUACUACGACAGCAUAUCACCAAUAGAUCUGGUUCCAGCAGCUUCUAUACAGAACCCAAACGAUGGAAGACUUCUAUCUGAUUCAGCUUUUACAAAAAUCUCUGAAACUCUCGGUGCAAUCAAUACAGUUGGCCAUUAUCUAGUUGACAUGGUAAACGAUAAUGAUAGGAGAGAUGGAGACCCAAAUCUGCAACAACUACCUCAAGCAUUGUACACAAUUAGCAAAAAUGUAUUGGGCAGAAAUGUUACCGAUAAAAUAGCGCCUAUUGUAAAGAAAGCACUACCCAAAGUACUUCCCGACGCACCCAUUAGUAAGAUAGCUACUCCUAACUUAAAUGAAAAUGAUUCUAAGUCCUGUACUACACCUGAAGGAGAAGAUGGCGUAUGUGAGGAUUUGAGCAACUGUCCACAACUUUUACUUAAUCUUAUAAAUCUUAGAGAAUCAUUGUGUUUUAAAGAGCUUUUCGUUCCUGGAGUAUGCUGUCCAAGGGAUGCAGUAGUGCCGUCGACUUCAGCAGUAGAAAAACCAGUUGUGGCAUCAACCAGCAAGCCAACUUACUUGGUACCAGUGACCACUCAGAGAACCACUACAACACAGAGAUCCACAACUCAACGUCCUGUAACAACAACGACUAAGAAAGUUACAACAAGCAAACCAUCAGCUGUGUUAGUCCUAACUACAAAACGGCCGAAACCGAUAACUACUUCAAAGCCAGUUACAAAACCAACGGUGACGUCAUCCCGCCCACCAUCGACUACGUCUUUUUAUACAGUUACACCACCUAUAAUCGCAAAUUAUUCGAAUAUUGUGGAUGCCAACGAAUGCGGCCAGCGAGAAGAUGAAGGAGGUCGCAUUGUAGGAGGUACAGAAUCAAAGCCCGGUGCCUGGCCUUGGAUGGCGGCUAUAUACUUGCACGGAAACAAGAGACGAGAGUUCUGGUGUGGAGGUACCUUGGUUGGAAAACGGCAUGUGCUUACAGCUGCACAUUGUACUAGAGACUCUAAGCAAAGACCCUUCCCACCUCGGCAAUUCACAGUGCGCCUCGGAGACGUGGAUUUGUCACGUGAGGAUGAACCGUCCCGCCCUGUCACUCUACGCGUUACCGCCGUUCGUGCCCAUGAACAAUUCUCUAGAGUUGGAUUUUAUAAUGAUAUCGCUAUUUUAGUGCUAGCAGAAAAUGUUCAAAAGUCAAAAUACGUAAUCCCGAUAUGCCUUCCUCAUGGAGAACUAUCAAGACAGCAGUUUGAUGGUGCUGUAGCCACCGUGGUCGGGUGGGGAACCACUCGAUAUGGUGGUGGAGAGAGUUCCAAACAGCUAGAAGCCAAAUUACCUGUUUGGAGGAAUGAGGAGUGUGAUAAGGCAUAUUUUCAACCAAUUACUGAUACGUUUCUUUGCGCUGGUUAUGCCAGAGGAGGUGUUGACGCUUGCCAGGGUGAUUCUGGAGGGCCAUUAAUGUUGCAAGCUAAUGGUCGGUGGACUCAAAUUGGUGUGGUUUCGUUUGGAAACAAGUGUGGAGAGCCCGGAUACCCGGGUGUCUACACACGUGUAACACAUUAUCUCACUUGGCUACAGCAAAAUAUAACAUAACUUAUAUUUAGUUUUUACCAUUAUUAACUUAUUGUACAAUAGGACUAAAAGGUGUAUUUUAACGGAAGCGAGAAAAGUGUGAAUAUGAGCUUAAUAAAUAUAUAAAAAUAAGUGUACACACGUAAGAAGUGAAACUUAUC
Molecule: messenger RNA, 2074 nt
Organism: Pieris brassicae (large cabbage white)
Lineage: Eukaryota; Metazoa; Arthropoda; Insecta; Lepidoptera; Pieridae
Product: clotting factor B
Exons: 7
Coding region: 60-1934 (624 amino acids)
Biological process (GO): proteolysis
Molecular function (GO): serine-type endopeptidase activity
Source: RefSeq, a predicted model, not a curated record